Didymella exigua CBS 183.55 is the source of this 5014-nucleotide messenger RNA. RefSeq names its product ABC transporter CDR4. NCBI's taxonomy places the organism in Eukaryota, Fungi, Ascomycota, Dothideomycetes, Pleosporales, Didymellaceae. Bases 343 to 4824 code for a protein of 1493 amino acids. The record is from RefSeq and is a predicted model, not a curated record. Gene Ontology annotation, biological process: transmembrane transport. Gene Ontology annotation, molecular function: ABC-type transporter activity; ATP binding; ATP hydrolysis activity. The transcript has 3 exons. Gene Ontology annotation, cellular component: membrane.
CUGAAAGACAGUAGUUAAAGUGCAACUUUGCUUGCUGUUUGCCGAGCCGCUAAGGACGACAUCUUAAGAUCUCGUCUUAGCCUCCUUCAGGCGUCGCAGGCCCACAUAAAUCCUGUGAAGCAAGCUUGUGCGGAGAUAAGACCCAUCGCGGCAUCCCUCCCCAUUUUUUAUUGUUUAAACAACCCGAGUCCCCAAGCUGUUGCCAUCUUCUCCCACUGUCGUCUUUUUUCCCUUACACGUUCCUUAAUACUAGUACCCUCGACGACGCGCCGCAGUACGGAAGCCCAUUCCCCUGCAACCAUCUUUCCGUAAUAGCGGCAAGGUGCACCCUGCGUCAGCACCAUGGAGAACUCCAAUGUACCACUGAACCACUCCACUGCCCGGGAAGAGACCGAGGGCAAGACGUACAAGGCCAUUGACCCAGAUCGCCACCACAUCCAGGACGACAAUGAAAGUUCAGUCUACGACGACACCGCUCGCAAUUCCGAGUGCGUAAACGAGAAGGGCGGCGAAGAGGUCAAGGGCGGGAUCGCCGUGCAGCGUGCCGAGGCCGAUUUCGCCCAAUUGUCCAAGGAGCUUUCGCGAACGAGCGAGAUCUCACGCCGCAUGAGCCGUAUUCAGAGUCACCGCAGUCAUAAGCACCAGACUACCACGGACAUCGAAAAGGGUGUCGAUGGUUCAAGCGUCUCCUCUGAAGAACCAUUUGAUCUCGAGAAGACACUGCGCGGCAACCGCGAUGAGGAAGAAGCUGCAGGAAUCAAAUCCAAGCGCAUUGGCGUUGUGUGGGAUGGUCUGAGUGUCAGCGGUAUUGGUGGUGUGAAGAACUAUGUCAAGACUUUCCCUGAUGCACUUGUUUCCUUCUUCAAUGUUUUCGAGAUUACACAGAGCCUCUUGGGCAUUGGCAAGAAGGGCAAGGAGUUCGACAUCCUGAAGGAUUUCAAGGGCGUAUUGAAGCCAGGCGAGAUGUGUUUGGUCCUUGGGCGGCCGGGAAGCGGAUGCACUACCUUCCUCAAGGUUAUCAGCAACCAGCGCUUCGGUUACACCAACGUCGAUGGCAAGGUCCUCUACGGUCCUUUUGAGUCCGAUUUCUUCGAGAAACGGUUCCGUGGUGAAGCUGUCUACUGCGAGGAAGAUGAGAAUCACCACCCCACCCUAACAGUUGGCCAGACACUGGAUUUCGCUCUCGAGACGAAGGUACCUGGAAAGCGCCCCGCUGGUUUGUCGCGACAAGCCUUCAAGGAUAAAGUCAUCGACAUGAUGCUUAAGAUGUUCAACAUCGAGCACACCAGGAACACCAUUGUUGGUAACCCAUUCGUCCGCGGUGUAUCUGGCGGAGAGCGCAAGCGCGUCUCGAUUGCGGAAACUAUGGUCACUGGUGCCUCGCUCAUGUCAUGGGACAAUUCUACCCGUGGUCUUGAUGCCUCCACGGCUGUCGACUACGCACGCUCCUUACGCACACUCACCAACAUCUACAAGACUACGACAUUCGUUUCGCUUUACCAGGCCUCUGAGAAUAUCUACAAGUGCUUCGACAAGGUCUUGGUUAUCGACAGUGGGAGGCAGGUUUACUUUGGACCCGCAGACGAGGCUCGAGCCUACUUUGAAGGACUUGGCUUCCUCGAGAAGCCUCGCCAAACCACUCCUGAUUACCUAACAGGCUGUACGGAUAAGAACGAGCGUGCAUACAAGCCCGGCCGUGACGAGACUAACACUCCUUCGACUCCCGAGCAACUUGCUGAAGCUUUCAACAAAUCUGAGACUGCCUCACGACUGGCAACUGAGAUGACCCAGUACCACGCCGCCAUGGAUAUCGAAAAGCACGUCUAUGAUGAUUUCCAGAUUGCGGUCAAGGAGGGCAAGCGUCAUGCUGGGAAGAAAUCUGUUUACUCCAUCCCUUUUCACCUCCAGGUCUGGGCCCUGGCCAAGCGCCAGUUCUUGCUCAAGUGGCAGGACAAGUUUGCCCUCAUCGUCUCUUGGUUCACAUCUCUGGUCAUUGCCAUCAUCAUCGGUACUGUCUGGCUUGAUAUCCCGAAAACCUCCGCUGGUGCCUUCACCCGUGGUGGAGUUCUGUUCAUCGCUCUUCUGUUCAACGCCUUCCAAGCCUUCUCCGAGCUUGCUAGUACUAUGUUGGGUCGUCCGAUCGUCAACAAACACCGUGCAUUUACGUUUCAUCGGCCUUCGGCGUUAUGGAUCGCGCAAAUAGGUGUCGAUCUUGUCUUUGCCGCUACUCAGAUUCUGAUAUUCUCCAUCAUUGUCUACUUCAUGACGAAUCUUGCCAGGGACGCUGGAGCCUUCUUUACCUUCUUCCUGAUGAUUGUUACUGGAUACCUUGCCAUGACGCUUUUUUUCAGAACUGUUGGUUGCCUCUGUCCAGACUUCGACGUCGCUAUCCGUCUCGCUGCAACAAUCAUUACCUUGUUUGUACUGACCUCUGGAUAUCUGAUUCAGUGGCAGUCUGAACAGGUCUGGCUGCGAUGGAUCUUCUACGUCAAUGCACUUGGUCUCGGAUUCGCUGCGCUGAUGCUCAACGAAUUCUCCAGGGUCGACCUGACCUGCACAGAUAAUUCACUCGUCCCUUCCGGCCCAGGCUACAAUGACAUCAACUCACAAGUCUGCACGCUUCCUGGUUCAGUUGCUGGUUCGAUCGUCGUUCGCGGUCGUGACUAUGUCUUACAGUCGUUCUCCUGGCACGUUGGUGACCUAUGGAUGUACUGGGGGAUUUGCGUUGCCUUGAUCAUCGGCUUCCUCCUCGCUAAUGCCUUCCUUGGAGAGUUCGUAAAGUGGGGUGCUGGCGGUCGCACCGUCACAUUCUUCGUCAAGGAGGACAAGGAAUUGGAAGAGCUUAACCGGAAGCUUCGUGAGAAGAAGGAAAGGCGCGAUCGUAACGAGGCAACUGCCGAGGACAGCUCUGAGCUGAAUAUCACAUCUAAGGCAAUCCUCACUUGGGAGGACCUUACAUACGAUGUCCCGGUCCCUUCUGGAGAACUCCGACUGCUUAAGAACAUCUAUGGAUACGUGCGUCCUGGCCAGCUCACUGCACUCAUGGGUGCUUCCGGUGCUGGAAAGACUACAUUGCUUGACGUCUUAGCCAACAGGAAGAACAUCGGUGUCAUUGGCGGCGAUAGGCUCGUUGACGGAAUCGCUCCCGGUGCGUCAUUCCAGCGGGGAACCGCCUAUGCCGAACAACUCGACGUUCAUGAGCCUGCCGCCACCGUGCGAGAGGCUCUUCGAUUCUCCGCCGAUCUUCGCCAGCCAUACGAGACACCCCAGGCCGAGAAGUACGCCUACGUGGAGGAAGUUAUCGCCCUUUUGGAAAUGGAGGAUAUGGCUGACGCCAUCAUUGGUGACCCUGAAUCUGGCCUUGCUGUCGAGCAGCGUAAGCGUGUGACAAUUGGUGUCGAGCUUGCCGCCAAACCUGAAUUGCUCCUCUUCUUGGACGAGCCUACCUCUGGUCUUGACUCCCAGAGCGCGUUCAACAUUGUUCGUUUCCUCCGCAAGCUGGCAGCCGCCGGUCAGGCUAUCCUCUGUACCAUUCACCAGCCGAACUCCGCCCUCUUCGAGAACUUCGACCGUCUGCUCCUUCUCCAGCGCGGUGGACAGUGUGUCUACUUUGGUGACAUUGGCAAGGAUGCCCACGUUCUCCUCGACUAUUUCCACCGCCACGGUGCCGACUGCCCGCCAGCUGCUAAUCCUGCCGAGUGGAUGCUUGAUGCUGUUGGUGCCGGUUCCGCUCCCCGCAUUGGCGACAAGGACUGGGCCGACGUCUGGAGGGACUCGGGGGAGUUUGCGCAGACCAAGCGUGAUAUCGUUGCUAUGAAGGAACAGCGCCUUGCCGAUGUUGGUAACGCUGAGCCCGUAGAGCAGAAGGAGUACGCCACCCCGCUUAUGUUCCAGAUCAAGCUUGUCAACAAGCGCAUGAACCUCUCCUUCUGGCGCACACCCAACUACGGCUUUACUCGUCUCUUCAACCACGUCAUCAUCGCUCUCCUCACUGGUCUGAUGUACCUUCAGCUCGACGACUCCCGCGCUUCGCUCCAGUACCGCGUUUUUAUCAUCUUCCAGGUCACCGUCCUGCCCGCCCUCAUUCUCGCUCAGGUCGAACCUAAGUACGCCGUCGCUCGUAUGAUCUCCUUCCGCGAGCAGAUGUCCAAGGCCUACAAGACCUUCCCCUUCGCUCUCUCCAUUGUAAUUGCCGAGAUGCCCUACAGCAUUCUUUGCGCCGUCGCCUUCUUCCUCCCUCUCUACUACAUCCCCGGUCUCAAUUCUGAUUCGUCUCGCGCUGGCUACCAGUUCCUCAUUAUCCUCAUCACCGAGAUCUUCUCCGUCACUCUUGCCCAGGCCAUUGCAGCGCUCACUCCCUCGCCCUUCAUCGCCGCCUACGUCAACCCCUUCAUCAUCAUCAUCUUCGCGCUGUUCUGCGGUGUCACCAUCCCCAAGCCGCAAAUCCCCAAGUUCUGGCGCGUCUGGCUGUACGAACUCAACCCCUUUACACGCCUCAUCGGCGGCAUGGUCGUCACCGAGCUCCACAACCGGCCGGUCAAGUGCACGACCAGCGAAUUCAACCAGUUCCAUGCCCCCGAGGGACAGAACUGUGGAGACUAUAUGCGCCCCUUCUUUGCCAACGGUGCGCCGGGGUACCUCCUUGAUGAUGCUGCCGACCUCUGCAACUACUGCGCGUACAAGGUCGGUGAUGAGUUUUACCAGCCGCUUGGCUACUCAUUUGAUAACAGGUGGAGGGAUCUUGGGAUCUUCAUUGCGUUCAUUGUCAGCAACCUGGCCAUCUUGUUCGUGGCUGCGCGCUACUUGAACUUCAACCGUCGCUGAUCUCGAGCUCUGGCUUGUUGGCGUCGUUGGCAGUUCCAUGUCAUCGAAAAGCUUUUUGUGCAUUUAGCAGCACCUAGAUCUCUGAGAUCUGCAUUGGGCGGCGUUCAUCAUCCUUCUUUAGCGAAGGCAUCCUAAAUAAUAAUAGCAUGUAGUACACUUAGAAUAAUUCAAAUCUAAGUUACGAACCUUG